CGGGCCGUGCGCGCACGCAAACGCAUCGUGUUGUUAUUAUUGAGGAAAAAAAGGUGCGCACAGGAAACCCGCAGUCUCCAAUGCUUCAGCUAUCUGUCACUACGCGCAGAUCCAAGAGAAACGGCACCUGCUAACCGAGACCACCAGGAUAUAACACGCAAAUGGACGGGACGUGCGCUGGAAAAUGAGUUGUGGGGAAAACAUGCAUGCUGAAAACAUUUAAGCGUCCUUUGCGUUGAGAGCACUCUGUUUUGACCCAGAACGCACGGUCAUGCCUGACACCUGACAAAUCCUGCGUGCAUUUGCAACUUUCCGAAGUUUCCCCCGAUAUCCUCGGCUGGAUUCACCUUACGUCCUUCUUCGAUUCUUUCAGUUGUUCUGUGUUGUAAGAAAGACGAGACGGCGACUUCAGUUGAUUAUCUGUCUUUUCUCGGUUAUCCGAUGGAUAUUCACUGUAAGGCAGACCCCUUCUCCGCCAUGCACCGGCACGGGGGAGUGAACCAGCUGGGCGGGGUGUUCGUCAACGGGAGGCCUUUACCUGACGUCGUGCGCCAGAGAAUCGUGGAGCUCGCGCAUCAGGGGGUCCGACCCUGCGACAUAUCCCGACAGCUGAGGGUCAGUCACGGCUGCGUCAGCAAGAUCCUGGGCAGAUACUACGAGACUGGCAGCAUAAAACCUGGAGUCAUCGGAGGAUCCAAGCCUAAAGUGGCCACGCCGAAAGUGGUGGAUAAAAUAGCGGACUACAAAAGACAAAAUCCCACCAUGUUCGCCUGGGAGAUCCGGGACAGGCUGCUGGCGGAGGGCAUCUGUGAUAACGACACCGUCCCCAGUGUCUCCUCCAUAAACAGGAUCAUCCGGACCAAGGUUCAGCAACCGUUUCACCCUUCACCAGACGGGACGUCCCUCUCCACCCCAGGACACACUAUAAUUCCCAGUACAGCGUCUCCUCCAGUCUCCAGCUCCUCCAAUGACCCCGUGGGCUCCUAUUCAAUCAACGGCAUUCUGGGAAUCCCUCGGUCUAACGGAGAAAAGAGGAAACGAGAUGCCGACGGGUCGGAGGGUUCUGCGCAGAGCAGUGAUUCUCAGGGCAGUGUGGAGAGUCUGAGGAAACACCUGCGGGCCGAUGCCUUCACACAGCAGCAGCUGGAGGCCCUGGACCGAGUGUUCGAGAGACCCGUCUUUCCUGACGUCUUCCCUACAUCUGAACACAUCAAACCAGAGCAGGCGAGUGAAUACAGUCUCCCUGCAUUAAACACAGGCCUGGAUGAAGUCAAACCCAGUUUAUCGUCCAGCGCGGCCUCUGACCUCGGCGCCAGUGUGUCACAGAGCUACCCUGUAGGGCGAGAUAUGGCCAACACAACCUUACCUGGAUAUCCACCUCACGUCCCUCCGACAGGGCAGGGCAGCUAUGCCACAUCCACACUGGCUGGAAUGGUUCCUGGGAGCGAAUUUUCAGGGAAUCCCUACAGCCAUCCACAGUACACCACCUACAAUGAAGCCUGGAGAUUCAGCAACCCAGCAAUACUGAGUUCCCCCUAUUAUUAUAGUGCAUCCAGAGGCUCCGCCCCCCCAACUGCUGCCACUGCCUAUGACCGCCACUAGUUACCAUGCCAACCAAAUGACCAGACACGCCCACCAACUCGGACUUCAUAUUCUGCCAGUGUGAGCAGAGCAGCUGAUUGGACACAUGUGGUCACAUGAUGAAGAACAGACCAAUCGGGAACAGAAACAACUUCCGACGACAAUUCGGCCAAUCACGCGAGCUUCCACACUUGAGGAGGAAAACUGAUAAAUGAACUAUACAUGUAUAUCUAUGGUAAAUAUGGUUUUUAAAACAAUCUAUGGGAUAAACAUCUGCUUUUAUAAUACUUUUGUAUUUUGUUUUCGCAUUCAUUUUGAUGGGUAUUCAUAUUUAAAGUGGUGCUGGUGUUCGGAUAUACACUGAAAUGAAGCUUUGGGCAUUUUCAUAACCAUAACGUGUGUUUAUACUGUAAAAUAAAUGCAUUUACAGCAUCUGAAGUGUAAAUGCUACUAUAAAUGUGUCAUAAAUAGAGAAACCCACCUAUUCUGUUAAAUUUAUUAGUUAAAUGUUUAACGCAAUGAUCAAGUUACCGUAUUUGACUAAAAGAUUUGGUCAAAACAAUUCAGCAUUUUUUUAUUAGCACAGUUUUUCAAAGUAAGAACAUUUACAGAUGCUGUAAAAGUGUUAAUAUGUCUUUCAGUCUCUUUCCAAAUACAUUCAUUUGGCCACUUUAUUAAUAAAUAUCUACACAAAUAAUGGGCUAGACACUGAAAUGAACAAUAUCAAGCUUUGGGCAUGUUCGUGAAUAUAAAGUGUGUUUACAGUCAAAUCUGUUUUAAGGGUAAAUGCUAUGAACACUCAAAUAUGGACAAACCCAACUGAUGGGUUAUAUUUGUAAGUUAAUUUGUGACCCUGGAGCACGAAACCAGUCUAACAUUUCACAGGUAUAAAUUUGGUAAUAAGGAAAAAUACUUUAGAUGGGUCAAAAUAAUUGAUUUUUUAAUGCCAAAAAUCAUCAUGAUAUAAUGUAAAGAUCAUGUACCAUGACUAUUAGAAUAUUAUUUGCAAAUUUCCUACUCUAAAUAUAUUAAUUUAAAUAUAU
Molecule: messenger RNA, 2624 nt
Organism: Danio rerio (zebrafish)
Lineage: Eukaryota; Metazoa; Chordata; Actinopteri; Cypriniformes; Danionidae
Gene: pax2b
Product: paired box 2b
Biological process (GO): regulation of DNA-templated transcription; DNA-templated transcription; hindbrain development
Cellular component (GO): nucleus
Molecular function (GO): DNA binding
Source: RefSeq, marked provisional